CCGGCCGGCGCGAACCCGGGGACCUUGAGCUGCGCGGCGGCGGCGGCGGCGGCAUGGGCUGGUGGCGGGGUCUGCUGCGCUCGGUGUGGGGCUCCCUGUCGAAGGAGGUGAGGGAGCACGUGGGCACGGACCAUCUGGGGAACAACUACUACUUCAUCGCCGAGUACAAGAACUGGAGAGGACAGACCAUUCGAGAGAAAAGAAUUGUAGAAGCAGCAAACAGAAAAGAGCUAGACUAUGAAGCAGGAGACAUCCCAACAGAGUGGGAAGCAUGGAUUAGAAGAACAAGAAAGACUCCACCUACUAUGGAGGAAAUACUAAAGAAUGAAAAAUACAGAGAAGAAAUUAAAAUAAAAAGCAAAGAAUUUUAUGAAAAAGAUAAACUGGGUAAAGAAGCCAGCGAAGAGCUCCUGCCUUCACCUGCUGCAACUCAGAUUAAAGGCCACGCUGCUGCCCCAUACUUCGGACAGAAAGAACCCUCAGGGGCUCCCACCAGCACUGGUCAGACUUUUCAGCCAGGAUCCUGGAUGCCAGAUGACAAAAGACAGAAUCAAUGAUGCACUAUGGUAAAGUCAUUUCAUCUAUAUGGAUGUGGCUAUUUUAACAAAUAAAGGUUAAAAGUUGA
Peromyscus eremicus (cactus mouse) is the source of this 625-nucleotide messenger RNA. RefSeq names its product NADH:ubiquinone oxidoreductase complex assembly factor 2 (gene Ndufaf2). Bases 54 to 557 code for a protein of 167 amino acids. The record is from RefSeq and is a predicted model, not a curated record. Gene Ontology annotation, biological process: mitochondrial respiratory chain complex I assembly. Gene Ontology annotation, cellular component: membrane. NCBI's taxonomy places the organism in Eukaryota, Metazoa, Chordata, Mammalia, Rodentia, Cricetidae. The transcript has 4 exons.